GCGCCUAGCAGGCCUGGGGUUGCCUCUGUGAUGUCGUGGGUUCAAAGGGCUCCCUUGGUCCGGGGUCCCGGAGAGGAGGGGGACGUGUUUGACGAGGAAGCGGACGAGUCGCUCCUGGUGCAGCGGGAAUGGCGGAGCCACAUGCAGAGACGAGUCAAAGUAAAGCUGCGCGGCGGGUGCGGGGAAGGUUAUAGAGAUGGAAUAGAUGCCGGCAAAGCAGUUACUCUUCAACAAGGCUUCAAUCAAGGUUAUAAGGAAGGUGCAGAAAUCAUUAUAAACUAUGGACAACUCAGAGGAACAUUGAGUGCUUUGCUGUCGUGGUGUCACCUUCAUGAUAAUGGUUCGGCUCUGAUCAGUAAAAUAAAUAAUCUUCUGGAUGCAGUUGGCCAGUGUGAAGAGUAUGUGCUCAAACAUCUCAAAUCAAUCACUUCUCAGCCCCAUGUUGUAGAUUUGUUGGACUCUAUUCAGGAUAUGGACCUUUGUCAUGUAGCUCCAGCUGAGAAAAAGAUGGAUGAAACUAAAGAUGAAAGACUCUGUGAAAACAAUGCUGAGCUUCACGAAAACUGUAGCAAGAGUCUUAGUGAGGCAGAUUGUUCAUCUUUAGAAUGUUGUAGAAUACAGGAGCAUGCACAUUCUGCAAACCCAAGCCUCACUUGGAUUUUAGAACAGACAGCCGGUUUAGUAAAACAGUUGGGAAUAUCACUUGACAUAUUACAGCACCUCAAACAACUUUAAAAAUUCUCUUCACUUUUCUAAUGAAAGUAAUGUUCGUAACAUUUUUUAGAACAUUUUGUUUCUUAACAAACUAACCAAAAUUUGUACCAGUUUCUACGUCGAACAUAUCACUUGUAGGUUAUCCUUCAUGGAAAUUUGCAAUAUCUUCAAAUUAACACUAUUCAGUGUAAUAAGAGCUUUUUUUCUUUGUCACUGGUAAUUUUUAUGUCAUUUAAGAUACGCUCAGAAACUCGAGUUGCCAUUGUCAUUUUCAAGUUUCUGAUCAAAAUCAAGCAUUUUCAGACUCAUUAGCAAGAGUGAACAAGAAUCAAACACAUUUUGUAAGGACCUAACCCUGCUUUCUGCUCUUGUCACCAUCAGGUGGUUAGGACCUUAACACCCACUAAUUAGACCAAAGUUACUAUAAAUAACCGUGGAUAACAUUGUAAAUAGACACACAUAGAUAUAUAGAAAUAUAUAUAUAUUGAAAUUAAGAGGCUGUAAGUGUAAGAAAUUGAAGAAAUGUUUAUACUGAUGAUUAAAAACAAAAUUUGUUUUUGGUUUCGUUUUUUUUAAUUCACAAGUAAUCCCUACACCUAGCAUGGGGCUGGAGCUCACAACCCCCAGAUCAAGAGUUGCAUGCUUCUCCAACUGAGCCAGCCAGGUGCCCCAUAAAAUUCAUUUUAGUUUUAUGUUAAAGGCAAGGAUAUACAAUUCCAUGGAAAAUACAAAAUACAUUUCAUGCUCAAGUACCUGGUUUUUCCACGUAUUAAGGAGUUAGUAGUGGUGCCUAACAAUGUGCCAGAUUAUUUCUAAACUGCAGUUUUGUUUCACAUAUCCAUAUAGGAAUAAACACUGAAACCACUGACUUAUAUAUUACCCUGUAGCAGUAUUCUUAGUCUAGCAUAGACAAAAUUAAGAUUCAAGCUUUUGCUCCAGGACCUAAGCAUACAAGAACAGGAAAGGAUUUUUCAGUGCUUUCUUGCCUAAAAUACAGAGUUGUAUGAGGUGCCUGCCUUCAGACCAGACCUUCUUUUCUCUAAAAGAUAGACAUACUAAGAUAGUGAGAGAAUCUGAUAAAAGAAGUCUUCCAAAAAAUUCAUAAAAUAUUCUGUGAUCUCACAACCUCCUUCAAGUUCAUAGAACAUUAAAAGCCGUGCCUGGUGGCUCACAACUUGGGGUUGUGAGUCCGGGCCCCAUGUUGGGUGUAGAUUGCUUAAAAAUAAAAUCUUUUAAAAAAAAAGUUCACAGAACAUUAAGAAAUUAAGCAACAAAUUUGAAGUGAGAAGAUCAUAUACUGGGGCGACUGGCUGGUUCCAUUGGUGGAGCAUGUGACUCUGGAUCUUGGGGUUGUGGGUUUGGACUCCAUGUUGGAUGUAGAGAUUACUUAAAAUCUUUUUAAAGAAACUAAAAAGAAGACCAUAUACUGUUUGAAGAUUUCUAAAACAUGUUGAAGAAAUAAAGUGACAUUUGACUUAAAAAAAGUGUUUAAGGGCACCUGGAUGGUUCAGUCAGUUAAGCAUCCCAACUCUUGGUUUCAGCU
Molecule: messenger RNA, 2257 nt
Organism: Callorhinus ursinus (northern fur seal)
Lineage: Eukaryota; Metazoa; Chordata; Mammalia; Carnivora; Otariidae
Source: RefSeq, a predicted model, not a curated record